UUAUAAAUUUAUAAAAUAUUUUUUUAAACCAAUUUCCUUCACUUUCAUAUAUUUAUAAAGUACUCAAAUUAUUUGUUAAUUUUAAUUGUUUGAAAAAAAUCUGGCAGUUUAAUUUAAAAACAUCACAAUGUCUGACAAUGAUCAUAAAAGAUGGAGUCAUUUGAAGAAGAUCUUGGAACGUUCUAGUCCAUUUUGUCAUCCUGAUUUUGAACCUGGUACAGGCAUAUUAGAAUUUCUACAAAAUUCCUGUAAACUACUCGUGGUUGGUGCUGGUGGAUUGGGCUGUGAAUUACUUAAGGAUCUUGCUAUGAUGGGAUUUGGUGAUGUACAUGUCAUAGAUAUGGAUACUAUAGAUUUGUCCAAUUUGAACCGUCAGUUUUUGUUCCGUAAGAAGGAUGUAAAUAGUUCAAAAGCUGAAGUUGCAGCAAAAUUUAUUAACGAACGCGUGCCUACCUGUCAUGUUACACCUCAUCAUUGUAAAAUACAAGAUAAAAGUGAAGAUUUUUACAGGGGUUUUCAUUUAGUAGUUUGUGGUCUUGAUUCUGUAGUUGCUCGUCGAUGGAUUAAUGGAAUGCUUGUAUCUUUGUUAUCUUAUGAUGACAAUCAGCAACUUGACAAUUCCACUGUCAUACCAUUGAUCGAUGGUGGUACUGAAGGUUUCAAAGGCAAUGUCCGUGUAAUACUACCUGGAAUUACACCAUGCAUUGAUUGCACUCUCGACUUAUUUCCGCCACAGGUGACUUAUCCGUUAUGUACUAUAGCAAGUACACCUCGUUUACCUGAACAUUGCAUAGAGUAUGUGAAAUUAAUACAAUGGCCAAAAGAAAACCCAUUUGAUUCCAACAUUGAUACAGACGAUCCAGUUCACAUUAGUUGGAUUUAUGAGAAAUCACUUGAACGCUCUGAUAAAUUUGGAAUAAAUGGAGUUAACUAUAGAUUGGUCCAAGGUGUUAUAAAAAAUAUAAUACCAGCAGUAGCAUCAACAAAUGCUGUGAUAGCUGCAGCUUGUGUUACUGAAGCAUUCAAAGUUGCUACUAGCUGUUGUCCGUUAUUAAAUAACUAUGCUGUAUUCAAUGAUGCUGAUGGUAUAUACACCUAUACGUAUGAAGCUGAACGUAAAUCUGAUUGUAUUACUUGUAGUCCAUAUAAAGCCAAAUAUCUCGAUAUUGAUGAUACAAAUAUAAGACUGGAAAAAAUAAUUGAAAUUCUUGGUGAACACCAACAAUAUCAAAUGAAAAAUCCUGCACUCACUAUAGAAUUAGAUGGAAAAAGGAAAACACUGUACAUGCCAAAUGUGCCUUCUAUUGAAUUAAAAACUAGGCCAAAUCUAAAAAUGACACUUGAACAAUUAGGUAUUUCUGACGGAUGUAAAUUAUUAGUUGCAGAUAUCACAAACCCUAGAGCUUUUGAAAUUAUUCUUAAAAUUAAGAAUAACUGUGUUAGUAUGGAAUAGAAUACUUUUUUAAAUAUUUAUUUUUAUACAAUUCUGCAAUAUAUAUAUUUGAUUAAA
Molecule: messenger RNA, 1510 nt
Organism: Rhopalosiphum maidis (corn leaf aphid)
Lineage: Eukaryota; Metazoa; Arthropoda; Insecta; Hemiptera; Aphididae
Gene: Uba3
Product: nedd8-activating enzyme E1 catalytic subunit
Exons: 3
Coding region: 128-1453 (441 amino acids)
Biological process (GO): protein neddylation
Cellular component (GO): cytoplasm; nucleus
Molecular function (GO): NEDD8 activating enzyme activity
Source: RefSeq, a predicted model, not a curated record